AUGAAAAAUUUUUUUUCUUUUGUUUUCCCAUUACAGAUCCGACAUUGUUUCGGUUUGUACGAUGAAAUUUCCCGGACCAAAGAACGUCACUGCAAUUGGAUUAGAUUUUUACGUACGUCAUCAACUUAUUCGGAAGAGGUCAACGUCAUAGGUUCAAGGGUCAAAGGGGAACCAAUUUUCGAAGUUGUUAAAAAUAUACCCGCAAAUACGGAAUUGGUGGUAUUUUUUUUCCCAGAGAGACAAGAAGAAGUUUUUUUCAUGCCUGCCGUUAAUUAUUUGAGAAAUUCAUUGUACAGAAGAACUAUGGACACCAUACUCGAAGACUCGCCAUUAGAUCUCUCAACAUCUCUUUUAUCUAGAGUUAUGAUACCGUCACCAGGUUCGACAUCGAGUUCGCCACCGAGUCUCGGUGGAGAUGCAGACGAACGUAAAUCACCGGUAACGAGUUCGGAAACGUCUUCGAAUUCUGGAGAUUUACUGGAUAAUUUAAAACAUUCCACUCAUUCUCAACAAAAAAUUAGAAGUCAAAGAGGUGAAAGGAAUUUGCUACCGUGCGAAGUUUGCGGUAAAGCUUUCGAUAGACCGAGUUUAUUAAAAAGACACAUGAGAACGCACACAGGUGAAAAACCUCACGUUUGUAUGGUUUGCAACAAAGGUUUUAGUACUUCCAGCAGUCUGAACACUCAUCGAAGAAUACACAGCGGUGAAAAACCUCAUCAGUGUCAAGUUUGCGGAAAAAGAUUUACCGCUAGUUCUAAUUUAUAUUACCACAGAAUGACUCACAUAAAGGAAAAACCACACAAAUGCACUCUUUGUGCAAAAUCAUUUCCGACUCCAGGAGAUCUCAAAUCCCACAUGUACGUUCACAACGGUUCUUGGCCUUUUAAAUGUCACAUUUGUAAUAGAGGAUUUAGCAAACAUACUAAUUUAAAAAAUCAUUUAUUCUUACACACCGGUGACAAACCACAUUCUUGCGAAUUAUGUCAUAAAAAAUUCGCAUUGGCUUGUAAUUUAAGAGCGCACAUGAAAACGCACGAAGGUGAGAAAUAA
Molecule: messenger RNA, 1050 nt
Organism: Pediculus humanus corporis (human body louse)
Lineage: Eukaryota; Metazoa; Arthropoda; Insecta; Psocodea; Pediculidae
Product: zinc finger protein c2h2, putative
Exons: 6
Coding region: 1-1050 (349 amino acids)
Biological process (GO): regulation of transcription by RNA polymerase II
Molecular function (GO): DNA-binding transcription factor activity; RNA polymerase II cis-regulatory region sequence-specific DNA binding
Source: RefSeq, a predicted model, not a curated record